UCCCCGACAAAAUCUGCGUUUUCGGAAAUACCGACUUGGAACGAAGUUUUAUCCUGGGAUAUGCCAGUUGGUGGACACAGCGAGAUUUCGGGACACAUGGAAUAAAUUGACGAACACGAUGUUUGUUCGGAUUGAAGUGCUGCCUGAAGGUCCUGACCGGCAACUGAUUAUUCAUUACAUAACGUCAUCGAAAUUUAAACGUGAAAUAGCCGAAGAAGAUUGUUUAAAAGUGCUACGGAAGUUGGAGUUUUUAUUCGGCUACCAUGAAAAGAGACGGCAGAAACGUGUGAGAGAAUAUGAUCAGGACGACAAAGACAAGCCACAGAAACUAAAAAAUGAAGACCCUGGCCAAAUCGUUUCCCGAACAGAGGACGUCGACUCGGGAAACGACUGCUCAAGCACUGGAUUAUCGCAUUUGCCUCCCGAACUACUGACGGAAAUACUUGGAUAUCUCUGCGCCGAAAGGCGAACAAGGUGUCGCCGAGUCUGCAGCGGAUGGGACAACAUCGUCACGUGUUCUUCCUCGGUCCGCAUCGAAAUUGAUGCAGCGCCAACGCGUGCGCGCAUCGCAUUAGCGUGGGCCCUCUACAAAACCUUUAGUACUGCCUCCAACGUGCGUGUCCUAACCUUUGCCCAAUAUGUCUGCACGACCUUUUGGGAAAACAUCGUGCCGGAGGUGGCCGCCAUGCUAUCCGCGAUGAAGGUCACGGUGCCGGUGAUUGUUCUGACCCACUUGAGCGUGGAGUAUCGGGAUGUGCGACCUGCACCCCCGCCACGAGAGCGCCAGCCUGUUUGGUCAUGGCGCGCAGUAUGUCGGAAGUUGGUGCUGGCGGAUGUGGCUCUCGUGAUGCCGGAGAGAUGCUCGCUAGACGAGGUCCUGACAGAUCUACAGGGAUUUCGUCAUCUGAUUGCCCCAUUGUGGUGCAGGACGGAUGCUCAUCGGAUUACUCGGGAGUACUACAAUCGUGUUGAUUCCGGAAAGUCUGAAAUAUUGCGGCUUAGAAAGAGCGUUAUGAAUAUGACCGAAACUUCUUGUUAGGCCGUUGUAGCAUUCGUUUUUCUUGCCUUGUUUGUACGUACGCCGGGUGUUCAGGUCUUUUAGGUGUUUCGCCUUUUCACAGCAGAUAUCCAUUAUUCAGGUUGAUGUCUCUGUAUUCUUGCAGUAUUAUUGACGGUGACGACAGUAUUAAUUUUAACAGCCAGAUUGUGGCGUCGAGUGGACAU
Paramacrobiotus metropolitanus is the source of this 1224-nucleotide messenger RNA. RefSeq lists its product as uncharacterized. The coding region runs from base 119 to 1039 and encodes 306 amino acids. The record is from RefSeq and is a predicted model, not a curated record. The transcript is spliced from 3 exons. NCBI's taxonomy places the organism in Eukaryota, Metazoa, Tardigrada, Eutardigrada, Parachela, Macrobiotidae. Gene Ontology annotation, molecular function: protein binding.